UAAAAGAAGAUUUAGUGAGACGAAACAAAAUAUUCAAAUAAAAUAUAUUAAAGAAAAUAAAAAGAAAUAUGUAUUUUAUACAGCAGUUACGUCAUUAUCCUUAUCAAUAGCUUUGACUUAUGCAUAUGAGAAAUUCGUACUUUAUAAGUGGAAUCGUAAAUAUGAUUAUUAUUAUAAUCCAAAUAUAAAAUUUUUUCAAAAGAAAGAAAAAAAAGAAGGUAAAAAAGAUAAAAAGAAUACAACGAAACAUAUUAUAUUAGUUAGACAUGGACAAUAUGAAAGAAGAUAUAAAGAUGAUGAGACUUCUAAACGUUUAACUAAAGAAGGAUGUAAACAAGCUGAUAUAACUGGUAAAAAAUUAAAAGAUAUUUUAAAUAAUAAAAAAGUUAGUGUUAUUUAUCAUUCAGAUAUGAUAAGAGCUAAAGAAACUGCUAAUAUUAUAAGUAAAUAUUUUCCUGAUGCUAAUUUAAUAAAUGAUCCAAAUUUAAAUGAAGGAACCCCUUAUUUACCUGAUCCUCUUCCAAGACAUUCAAAAUUUGAUGCUCAAAAAAUUAAAGAAGAUAAUAAAAGAAUAAAUAAAGCUUAUGAAACUUAUUUUUAUAAACCUAGUGGUGAUGAAGAUGAAUAUCAAUUAGUAAUAUGUCAUGGAAAUGUAAUUAGAUAUUUCUUGUGUAGGGCUCUACAAAUUCCUUUAUUUGCAUGGUUACGAUUUUCAAGUUAUAAUUGUGGUAUUACAUGGUUAGUUUUAGAUGAUGAGGGUUCUGUAGUUUUAAGAGAAUUUGGUUCCGUCUCUCACCUUCCCUUUGAAAGUGUAACAUAUUUUUAA
This is a messenger RNA of Plasmodium gaboni, 826 nucleotides long. Its product is annotated as phosphoglucomutase-2. Gene Ontology annotation, biological process: positive regulation of mitochondrial fission. Gene Ontology annotation, cellular component: mitochondrion. The transcript has a single exon. The record is from RefSeq and is a predicted model, not a curated record. Lineage: Eukaryota; Apicomplexa; Aconoidasida; Haemosporida; Plasmodiidae. The annotation marks the transcript as partial.